Molecule: messenger RNA, 954 nt
Organism: Lactuca sativa (garden lettuce)
Lineage: Eukaryota; Viridiplantae; Streptophyta; Magnoliopsida; Asterales; Asteraceae
Source: RefSeq, a predicted model, not a curated record
AUGGGGAGAACAACCUCGAUCAAGAUCAUCAGAACAUCAAUCCACACAUUCCUCCAAAGCUACAAUCACUUCACAAUUGCAUCCCUGUUAACCCUUCCUUUCUCAACAUCAAUCCUCCUCUUAUCAUCUCUUUCACCUGAUUUCAUCUCCCUCCAACACACAAUCCAUUUCCGACUUCAGUCCCUUUUUGAUGCCACCGGAAUCCCAGUUUCAUCUCAAUUCUUCUCCACCUUCAACCUCAAACUCUCCCAAACCAUCACCUCAGCAAUACUACUCCUACCCUUUACCUUCUCUUUCCUCCUCAUCACAAAGACUUUUAUAAUUCAAUCCUUCAACACCCACAACAAAAAGCGAUCAUCUUUCUCCGGAAUCUACAAUUCCAUCCUCCAAACACAACUAUGGAACACCUUUCUAAUCAUGUCAGCAAACGCCACUUCUUUUUGGGUUCUUUUCAUCGCAUUCAACUGUUUAGAAAAGAUGUUAUCAUCUUCUACCUUGGUCGUAUUAUUUUCUAUGGUGGGAGGAAUCGCAUAUUCCGUAGUUAUAGCCAAUACGAUGAUCAUAUGUAACAUGGCGCUAGUGCUCUCUGGAAUGGAAACCCAAGGUGGGUUUCUUUCCAUUCUCAAAGCAUGUGUUAUGAUUAAAAGAAGAAUUCCAACAGCCCUUUCAUUAGCGCUUUACAUCAACAUCACUUUGGCUGGAAUUGAAGCACUUUUCCAAUUCCGGUUGGCAAGUGCUUAUUCCAACUCAGGAACAAGUAAUCCCAGUCCUUUAAUGGUGUUCGAAGGAUUGUUGAUAGCAUAUUUAUACUCCAUCGUCAUCACACUUGACACCAUCACUGGCUGUAUCUUCUACAAAAGCUGUAAAAUUAAAGCUUCUGAUCAAGAGGCGUGUAGGAGAAAUGAGUAUUGUUUGGAAGUCAAACGAGAAGAAGAAGAAGAAGUGCUGUAUUGA